CUUAGAGUAGUGAUGAUGUCUGGUGAAAUCGUCUACUCCGAUGUUACAUUCACUCGGCAUCAGAACCAAGAUGCUGGAGCAGAAAGUGAAGUUUCUAAAGGUGAGUCUCUCCUCCUCUUUAUUCUCUCUCAUUUAUAUCGUUAUAUUAGUUUUCAAACAUACGUUUACAAUACAACAUUUCAUCACCUUGGGGGGCGAGGGUUGAAAUGUCAUAAUUCAACAAGGAGUUAGUAACAGAAGAAGGCUGUAUAUACUGAGUGUAUAAAACAUGAAGAACACCUGCUCUUUCCAUUACAUACACUGACCAAGUGAAACCAGGUGAACGCUGUGAUCAAUUAUUGAUAUCAAAUGUUAAAUCACUGUAGGAGACGGGUUAAAGAAGGAUUUUUACCCCUUGAGACAAUCGAGACAUGGAUUGUGUACGUGUGCCAUUCAGAGGGUGAAUGGGCAAGACAAAAGAUCUGGCUUGGUGCGAGGAGCAGGAACGGGCCGGGCUGGACUGGCGACACGCACCACUGGCUUGGUGCGGGGAGCAGGCACGGGCCGGGCCGGACUGGGAACACGCACCACUGGUCUGGUGGGAGGAGCAGGAACGGGCCGGGCUGGACUGGAGACACACACCACAGGUCUGGUGCGAGGAGCAGGAACGGGCCGGGCCGGACUGGGGACACGCACCAUUGGCUUGGUGCGGGGAGCAGGCAUGGGCUGGACCGGACUAGGAACACGCACCACUGGCUUGGUGCGAGGAGCAGGGACAGGCCUUACCGGACUGGGAACACGCACCACUGGCCUGGUGCGUGGAGCAGGAACAGGCCGGGCCGGACUGGCGACACGCCCCACUGGCCUUGUGCGAGGAACAGGAACAGGCCGGGCCGGACUGGGAACACGCACCACUGGCUUGGUGCGGGGAGCAGGAACGGGCCGGGCCGGACUGGGAACACGCACCACUGGCUUGGUGCGAGGAACAGGAACGGGCCGGACUGGGAACACGAACCACUGGCUUGGUGCUGGGAGCAGGCACGGGUCGUACCGGACUGGGAACACGCACCACUGGCCUGGUGCGAGGAACAGGAACGGGCCAGGCCGGCCUGGGGAGACACACCACAGGUCUGGUGCGAGAAGCAGGAAUGGGCCGGGCCGGACUGGAGACACGCACCACUGGUUUGGUGCGAGGAGCAGGAACGGGACGGGCCGGGCUGGGGACACACACCACUGGCUUGGUGCGAGGAGCAGAUACGGGCCGAACAGGACUGAUAAGGUGCACUGGAGACCAGGAGCGUUGAGCCGGCACUACCCGUCCUGGCUGGCUGCCCACUUUCACACGAUACGUGCGGGGCGCUGGCACAGAACGCACUGGGCUGUGCAUGCGCACUGGCGAUACAGUGCGUAUCUCUGCAUACUUGGGUUCCUCUAUUAACCCACGCUCCUUAUGUUGCCUAACCAGCUCCUCUCUCCGUGAAUCUACUUCCUCCUUCUCCCUACGAGCUUCCUGCAGUGCCGCCUCUUGAAUGGAGCUCUCCCGCUCUUUUCUCGCUAUCAGCCCCCGUAAUGUGGUGGCCUCCUCUCUUAACCUGCAGAUCCGAUCCUUCUCUCUCUCUCGGCACUCCUCCUCCAGUGAGGACUCCUCCGGGAGCCCCCACGAGUUAGGGAACAGAAACUCAUCAUCGUCGUCGUCAUCCUCCGACUCCUCAGUAUAAAACUGUUCCCACUCUUCUUCCCCAUGGUAGUAGGGACUCAACCUGGAAACCCACCGGGUGCAGUGGUCGGGGCUCUUCUCUCUCGCUCCCCGACCACUCCUUUAGCCCCCCCAAAAAAAUGUAUUGGGGCUGCCUCUCGGGCUUCCUCCUCGGCCGGCGCCUUCUGUGUUGCUGUUGCUCCUCUCCUGCCUGGGCUUCCUUCUUCGCCCAAGGUCCUUUCCCCGCAAAUAUCUCCUCCCAAGACCAAAUCUUCCCCACCUGUGUCCAGGGUGUUUGCUCCUGGGCACGCUGCUUGGUCCGUGUUUGGUGGGAUCUUCUGUCACGUUCGUUUAAGGACGGGUCAGACCAAAACUGUGUAAACCCAGGGACUAGAGGGAAAAUAAGACAUAUUUUGGUUGGGAUCAAUAUGAGCUUUUCUGAAGUGUGUUUGUAACUGUACUUGAGGAUAAAUAUGAAUUAGUACUAAAUGUUUAACAUGUGGUAUUGUGUGAGUCACUGGGCAUCUCUUUUAGAAUGUACUAUAGCAUUAUUAUGUAAAGUGCAAAGUUUUUGUCCAUCUCCAUAUAUAAUCCUGUUUUGAAGGAUAUGUACAGUUUUAGUGCAAUGUAAAGGGCAUGAGAAGAUGACAGUUCCAUGUAAAGUAGAUGAUAUUCGUCACACUCUGGACAUGUCUGUUGGAUUUCACACUGUGAACCAACUUCCAGACAGACAUACAGACAGACAGACAGCAUCAACCUGUAACAUUUGGUUCAUGGACAAAAGUGUUUCCUCAUUUCUCUUGACAAUAAGUUAGCUUUUCUUCAGAUAUGCUGAAUUAGAAUAUUAGAUUGGUUAGUUACCCUAACAGUUAAUAAAAUGGUUUGCAUGUUGGACCUUCCAGUCAGGGGACUCUAACCUAGUAGAGCUCAAAGGAAAGAAUAUUGAGAUAGUGGAUUGUAAGAGAGGAACUAGAAUGGGACAUUUCUUAUAGAAUGUUGAGAUAGUGGAUCGUGAGAGAGGAAAUAGAAUGGUAGAAAAUAGAAUGAAUCCUAUCCCAGGUAUUCUUUAAAGAGGUGGGGUUUCAAAUGUCUCCGGAAGGUGGUGAGUGACUCCGCUGUCCUGGCGUCGUGAGGGAGCUUGUUCCACCAUUGGGGUGCCAGAGCAGCGAACAGUUUUGACUGGGCUGAGCGGGAACUAUGCUUCCGCAGAGGAAGGGGAGCCAGCAGGCCAGAGGUGGAUGAACGCAAUGCCCUCGUUUGGGUGUAGGGACUGAUCAGAGCCUGAAGGUACGGAGGUGCCGUUCCCCUCACUGCUCCAUAGGCAAGCACCAUGGUCUUGUAACGGAUGCAAGCUUCAACUGGAAGCAAGUGGAGUGUGCGGAGGAGGGGGGUGACGUGAGAGAACUUGGGAAGGUUGAACACCAGACGGGCUGCAGCAUUCUGGAUGAGUUGUAGGGGUUUAAUGGCACAGGCAGGGAGCCCAGCCAACAGCGAGUUGCAGUAAUCCAGACGUGAGAUGACAAGUGCCUGGAUUAGGACCUGUGCCGCUUCCUGUGUAAGGCAGGGUCGUACUCUCCGAAUGUUGUAGAGCAUGAACCUGCAGGAUCGGGUCACCGCCUUGAUGUUAGCGGAGAACGACAGGGUGUUGUCCAGGGUCACGCCAAGGCUUUUCGCACUCUGGGAGGAGGACACAACGGAGUUGUCAACCGUGAUGGCGAGAUCAUGGAACGGGCAGUCCUUCCCCGGGAGGAAGAGCAGCUCCGUCUUGCCAGGGUUCAGCUUGAGGUGGUGAUCCGUCAUCCAUACUGAUAUGUCUGCCAGACAUGCAGAGAUGCGAUUCGCCACCUGGUUAUCAGAAGGGGGAAAGGAGAAGAUUAGUUGUGUAUCGUCAGCGUAGCAAUGAUAGGAGAGGCCAUGUGAGGAUAUGACAGAGCCAAGUGACUUGGUGUAUAGGGAGAAAAGGAGAGGUCCUAGAACUGAGCCCUGGGGGACACCAGUGGUGAGAGCACGUGGUGCGGAGACAGCUUCUCGCCACGCCACUUGGUAGGAGCGACCGGUCAGGUAGGACGCAAUCCAGGAGUGAGCCGCGCCGGAGAUGCCCAGCUCGGAGAGGGUGGAGAGGAGGAUCUGAUGGUUCACAGUAUCAAAGGCAGCAGACAGGUCUAGAAGGACAAGAGCAGAGGGUACAUUUCUAAUAGAAUGUUGAUACAGUUGAUUGUGAGAGAGAAACUAUACUGAACAAAAAUAUAAAUGCCACAAGCAACAAUUUAAAAGAUUUUACUGAGUUACAGUUCAUAUAAGGAAAUCAGUCAAUUGAAAUUAAUUAAUUAGGCUCUAAUCUACGGAUGUCACAUGACUGGGAAUACAGAUAUGCAUCUGUUGGUCAUAGAUACCUACAAAAAAAUGGGCCUUACAAUGACCUCAAGAUCUCGUUACGGAAUUUUUGUGCAUUCAAAUUGCAAAUCGAUAAAAUACAAUCGUGUACGUUGUCCGUAGUUUAUGACUGCCCAUACCAUAACCCCACCACCACCAUGGGGCACUCUGUUCACAACGUUGACAUCAGCAAACUGCUCACCCACACGACACCAUACACAAGGUCUGCGGUUGUGAGGCCAGUUGAACGGACUGCCAAAUUCUCUAAAACGACGUUUGAGGUGGCUUAUGGUAGAGAAAUGUAUCUGUGGCAUUGUGUUGUGUGACAAAACUGCACAUUUUAGAGUGGCCUUUAUUGUCCCCAGCACAAGGUGCACCUGUGUAAUGAUCAUGCUGUUUAAUCAGCUUCUUGAUAUCCCACACCUGUCAGGUGGAUGGAUUAUCUUGGCAAAGGAGAAAUUCUCACUAACAGGGAAGUGAACAUAUUUGGCUACAUAAUUUGAGAGCAAUAAGCUUUUUGUGCAAAUGGAACAUUUCUGGGAUCUUUUAUUUCAGCUCAUGAAACAUGGGACCAACACCUUAGAUGUUGCGUUUAUAUAUAUUUUCAGUGUAGACCGAUACAUUUCUAAUAUAAUAUUGAUAUAGUGGAUUCUUAGAGAGGUACUAGAAUGGUACAUUUCUAAUAGAAUGUUGAGAUAGUGGAAUGUGUGAGAGAAACUAGAAUGGUACAAUACUAAUAGAAUGUUGAGAUAGUGGAAUGUGUGAGAGAAACUAGAAUGGUACAAUACUAAUAGAAUGUUGUGAUAGUGGAAUGUGAGAGAGAAACUAGAAUGGUACAAUUCUAAUAGGGGGUAAUCACCAUGAGGUUGGUUUUAGGGAAAUAAUAUAAUCACGCAUGGGGUGCAAUAUAUAUAAAAUAAUUGAAAAAAAGAACAAUUUCUUUCUUCAUAUCUCUGUAACCAUAGGAGUAGCCGAACGUGAAGAGGAUGUCACAUACUCUGAGGUCAGAAGACCAGGAGGUAGAGCUAGAGAGCAGGAGGAUCCUGGGAAAGGUGAGGUGUGUGUGUGUUACAGUUAGCUAAGGGUUACAUUAAAUACCCCUUAUUUAACCUUAUGACCUUAUAACCUCUGACAUCCACUCCUUUUCCAGGAAGUGACCCUGACACUAGUGACCCCUCUCCCCCAGUGGGGUCAAAGGCUGCAAUCCCGGAGGGAGGGUCUGGGAGUGUUCCCGUGGUGACCCUGGCGUGUCUCUGUGUUCUACUGCUGGGUCUGGCUAUCACUCUGGGAGUCCUCUGUGAGUAUAGAAACAUUUAACUGAACCCUGACCCUUUUACACUACUGAACCGAACUGGUUAUGCAUCCACUGUAGUUGUUGGCCUGGAACUCUGCUGAAAAGGACAAUGUGCAGAGAAAAUAUCCAAGCCACCCCAGACCAGUACAUUUCAGGUUGGUACGAUAGUGUGAUACACAAGAGGAGAACAAUUACCCUCCAUCUUGUCUCCUUGUCUCUGUUCCAGAUUCUUCCAACAUGACUAGUCUUCAAGCUGAGGAGGCUCGCUUUGCCCAGAUGAAAGAGAAUCUAACAGGUGAGAAUAUCAAUGAUCCAGAGGUCUUUAACAUUAUCAACCCCUUCUAUAAAUGUUUGAGAAAAUCCAUAUAAAUCAUUAAGGUGCAGUUUGUCAAUGGGGGACUGGCUCAGAUUCAAAUACUGCCGUUUCACUGUAAUAUAUGAAUAACAUAUUGUUUCAUUUUAAUAUGACUACGGUUAGAUAAUAGGUCAUUCUAGCUUGGACAAGGUUUACUUUCUUACUUUAUUGUUAGAUAUGUACAUAAAUGAAUGUUAUUCAUCCAUAUUAUUUGCUCUUUCAUAACAGGGAAACUGCAUGAACUGCAAGACAACUAUAAGAGACUGCAGAAUGAGAGCCACAACAUAACAGGUAGGUAGUCUAGAGCAGGACUCUACUGACAUGGGACUGACUAGCUGCUGUUCUCCUAUUCAUAUCACAAUAUUCAUUCACUAUUAACGUGAAGUUUAAAAGUGGAAGUUGAACCCAAUUUAACUCAAACUUCUCAUUUCAGUACAAAGUUCCAUGUUAUAAUGAUUAGGAUUACAUUUACAUUGCAGUAGUAUUGCUUCCCCAAAACAUGUUGUUUGAAUAUUGUAUAUGCUAUCAUUGUACUGUAUAUGAGGAAAGAGAGGGGUUUUUCUUGACCAGGGAAAAGUCCUGGCCCUAAUGGAAACUUAGUCAUAUGAGUGUGGUGAAGUGCGUUGGAACGUCAUUUUGUACUUCAAAUGUUUUAUGCGCCAAAUGCAUACCUUUGUAUUAUGGCCUUAAUUCAACAGUUAUUUUAUAAUAAAGAAAAAUAUAUUUACAAAAUAAUAUAUAUAUUUACAAAACAUAUGAGGGAUUGGAAAUGAUACAGACAAUUACAUUGAUAGAAGCCACAAUCUAUCUACAAUAUUAAAGCUGAUUUGCCCCCUAAAACAAUUUAUACAAUAAAUAAACAGUUAUUUUGUAGGUCACUCUUUCAUUUGCCAAAUGCUCUACAUUAUAGCUCAAAUUCAAGAGAACUACACUGUCUUCUAAUAAGAUAUCAAUCUCUUCUGUUCUUAGUCCAGAGAGAGCUGUUAUCCUCAGAGCUUCAAGACUGUAAGGCCAACCUGACUAGGGUCAAAGAUCUCCCGGCAACCAUCCAA
Molecule: messenger RNA, 6749 nt
Organism: Coregonus sp. 'balchen'
Lineage: Eukaryota; Metazoa; Chordata; Actinopteri; Salmoniformes; Salmonidae
Source: the annotation of a GenBank genome assembly